Molecule: messenger RNA, 3442 nt
Organism: Calypte anna (Anna's hummingbird)
Lineage: Eukaryota; Metazoa; Chordata; Aves; Apodiformes; Trochilidae
Gene: TJP3
Product: tight junction protein 3
Exons: 21
Coding region: 76-3279 (1067 amino acids)
Biological process (GO): protein localization to cell-cell junction; cell-cell adhesion; positive regulation of blood-brain barrier permeability
Cellular component (GO): bicellular tight junction; plasma membrane
Molecular function (GO): cell adhesion molecule binding
Source: RefSeq, a predicted model, not a curated record
CGGGUCUGGCGGGGACCUUCGGGCAGGAGGAGGGGGCUGCCGGUCUGAGGAGCGGGGGAGGGAAGCGUCGGCUCCAUGUCUCCGGCUCUGGGGUGGCGGCUGAUGGGCGGGGGGUUCAGGAGGAACUGGUCCCCCCGUGACCCCCAGCCACAGCACCAUCCCCUUCCACGGUACCGACCCCGGCUGGAGACAGCGGCCUGGAUGGAGAACCGAGAAGUGGAGCUGCUUGCUGUCACUGCAAGAAAGCGACGUCGUGGAAGGAAGAAUGACGUGGGGCUGGUCCCUAGGCUGCACCUGGGCCACAAAGGGUUACGCAAGGCACCCUGUAGUGACACUGCUGCCACCAGCCCGGGAGCUCUGCUCCUUCCUGAUCGGAUCCGAGGCUCGCCUGAAGCGGGACUGAGGAAGGAGCCAGUGGCUGCAAAGAGGAGCAGGAGCCAAUCUGUACCCCCAGACACCGGGCAGGGGCAGCCACACCACCCGGCUGCCGCGGUCACCGUCCCUCGCUUGUGUUGGCGGAUGGGCACCAUGGAGGAGAUGGUGAUCUGGGAGCAGCACACGGUGACACUGAGCAAGGACCCUCAACGGGGCUUUGGCUUUGCUGUCUCUGGAGGCCGGGACCGUCCCAACAGGGUGACUGGGGACACAGCAGUGGUCAUUUCGGAUGUGGUGGCUGGAGGACCUGCAGUGGGACGGCUCCAGAAGAAGGAUCUCAUCGUGAUGGUGAAUGGCAUUUCCAUGGAGAACGUCUCAUCCUCCUUUGCCAUCCAGACACUUAAAACCUGCGGCAAGACUGCCAACAUUACACUGAAAAGACCAAAGAAAGUCUACCUCCCCACGAGCAAGAGCAGCCCUGGGACCCCCACCGUGCCCCGGCGCUAUGACUCAGAUGAAGAUGAUGGGCCACAUGGUGUGAAUCCAGCCCUGCACCGCUCACGGGAUGACCUGGACCACAACCAGGGCUACGAUGGAGACUCAUCCAGUGAGAGGAGCUCUGGUCACCACCGAGAUGACCGUCGCCAACACAAGCUGGUGUCCCGGAGCUGGAGGCGAAGCCAGGACAGCAGCCACUGGAGGCAGAGCCCUGGCAGUGGCUUGGAUCAGAGGGGCUACAGCCGACACCACUCCACCAAUGGCUUUGGUCAGGAGUGGGACCCCAAUGGGCUGGCCUUGGUGUCAGGCUUCAAGCGGUUGCCACGCCAGGAUGUGCCAAUGAAGCCCAUCACGUCGGUCUUGGUGAAGCAGAAGCAGAAUGAAGAGUAUGGCCUGAAGCUGGGAAGUCAGCUCUUCAUCAAACACAUCGUGGAGAGUGGGCUGGCGGCCAAGGGAGGCUCCUUGCAGGAGGGAGAUCUCAUCCUGAAGAUUAAUGGGAUGGCCAGUGAGGACAUGUCCCUGGCUGACACCCAGCAGCUCAUUGAGCAGACAGAGGGAACCCUGACCCUGCUCAUCCUCCGGGACCACCGGCAGUUCCUGAUCAACAUCGCUGAUGCAGAAGACAUAGAGAGUGACAGCUCCAGGAUGGAUGAUAUCUCUGACAUUGACUCCGAGCUGUCCCAUCCACCAUCCCCACAACCUCCAGCUUCUGCUGAGAUGUGUUCAACACCGGAGAGAAGGCGAUCGAACGUGGAACCUGGAGUUGAUGUGAUCAGGGCUGAUGCCCGAGGCCCUGACCUGCGGAGAGACCUGCGGAGGGAUGGCAGCCCCGCUGCCCGAGCUGUCCACAGGGAUGGGUACAGCGCCAACUCCAAGGUCGUGCACUUUGUGAAGGGCAAGAGUGUGGGGCUGCGUCUGGCUGGUGGGAAUGAUGUGGGCAUCUUCGUGUCGAGUGUGCAGGAGGGAAGCCCAGCAGACAGCCAGGGCAUCCAGGAAGGGGACCAGAUCCUGCAGGUGAAUGACACCAGUUUCCAGAAUCUGACCCGUGAGGAGGCUGUGGAGUAUCUCAUGAGCCUGCCACCAGGCAAGGACAUCACACUGUGGACCCAGAGCAAACAAGACAUUUACAGGAAGAUGAUCUCAUCGAGUGUGGGUGACUCAUUCUACAUCCGGACACACUUUGACUUUGAGAAGGACACACCAUCGGGGCUCAGCUUCAUCCGUGGGGAUGUGUUCCAUGUGCUGGACACCCUGUACCGGGGCAGGCUGGGGAACUGGCUGGCUGUGCGUAUGGGCAGAGACCUGCAGGAGCAGGACAAGGGCAUCAUCCCCAGCCGGAGCAGGGCUGAGCAGAUUGCCAGUCUGGAGUCAGAGCUGAAAGCCACGUCUGGUGCCAACCCCUCUGGGGCACGGGCUGAGUUUUGGAAGCUGCGGGGCCUGCGGGGAGCUAAGAAGAUUCUGCAGAAGAACCGUGAGGACCUGUCUGCCCUGACAAAGCAGGGCCACUACCCACCCUACGAGAGGGUGGUCCUGAAGGAAGCCAGCUUCAAGCGGCCGGUGGUGAUCCUGGGCCCCGUUGCAGACAUUGCCAUGCAGAAGCUGAGCACAGAGCUGCCUGAGCUGUUUGAGAUAGCCCCGAGCGUGCCCCGAGAUGGAGCAUCGUCCAAGGUCAUCAAGUUGGACUCCGUACGGCAGAUUGCAGAAAAGGACAAGCAUGCCUUGCUGGACAUCACGCCCUCGGCAGUGGAGCGGCUCAACUAUGUGCAGUACUACCCCGUGGUGGUGUUCUGUGAGCCUGAGAGCCGGCAGAGCAUCAAGGCCAUGCGCCAGUGGCUGGCACCCGACUCCAGGAAGAGCUCCCGGCGCCUCUACGCCCAGGCCAGCAAGAUGAAGAAGUACUGUAGCCACCUCUUCACUGCCACUGUCAGCCUCAGUGGCAUUGGCAACGCUUGGUAUGACAGGAUCAAGGACAUCAUCAGGACACAGCAGAGCCAGCCUGUCUGGACGGCAGCAGAGCAGCUGGGGUCCCAUGUCUCUGUCAUCCCCACCUCACAGGCAGAUGUGGCACUGGAGGACAGUCUGGAUCUGCUCAACCCGCCGAGCAUGACGGCCUCAGGGUACCUGACCUGUGACAGUCACGCCAACAGUGACUACGAUGACACAGAUGGUGAGGUGGAGGAUGCCUGUGACCAGCCCGGGCUGCCCCGCUCCUCUGAGCCAGCACAGACAUUCCCAAACCACGGCCUGAGUAGGCAGGUGAUGGAGCAGCAGCAGGGUUGGCACUACGACAGCUUCGACAGCAUCAGGGAAUACGAGCAUGAUGCUGUGAGGAAGAGGUUCCUACAGGCCAGGGAUGACUCAGACCAGGAUGAUGGCUACCAGUGGGGCCCAGCUACAGAUGUGUAGCAGCACCACUGCUGUAGCAGCCCCACCCCACUGGAUCCAUGUCAGUCCAGAUAGUGCUAUGCAGCACCCCAUGACCAGGCUGGGCUGGCCCUAAUCCUGUGUACCCCUCACCACCACCAAGUGCCUCCUCUCCAUUUUUCACCAGGAAUAAAAGGGAUGUUUU